AUGCUUGCUCGCAGUCUCUGGGGCCUCGCCCUGUCCGCCUCUAUGGGAUUGGCCGGACUCACGAAUACACUGAAUCUCCAGACACAAACAGCCAUCCAGUGCACUACCAAGAAGACGAGCGUCUCGGUCAAGAACGUGCCAACCUCGACAAAGACAUUGCAGCCAGCACCUCAGAUUGUUCUUGCAACAGUGGUUUCGCACCCAAUCAAAACCGUCACACCGGCGGCUAUCACCAAGUCGAGCACAAAGUACGUCACCAGCACGGUUACGACAACAGCCUCCGAGGAGACAGACACAUUUUCAACCACGACAACUUCCGUCGUCACUACCACCGUGACCUCGACUGAGGCAUACACUACUACGACGGCAACAACAAUAUCCACCACAUCCACCUCGACCUCUACCAUUGCUGCAACGGCCUCUAUUGUCCCUGUGGACCAGACGGUCGUAGCCGCCAACUCCAAAAGGGACCUGAUCAAGCUUCCGGGUCGUUCUAUGCCCAUGCCACGGGCCAAGGCUGCAUCCAAGAACACGUGCCCUCUCUUCAACGACAAGUUUGCCGCCUCUGUAUCAUGUAUUAAAUCGGUUACAGUCAAGUACGUCAAGCAAAUCAUCGUUGUCGGUAGCUCCAUCACGGUGACGCUGCGGCCUCGUGUGACUACCGUCGUGGUCACCUCAACGUUGACGUCGACGUCGACGGUUCCAGCAGUUGCCGCAUCCACCACCCUGACGUUCUCCGAGACAUCCACGUCGACUGUCGCUUCCACCUUGACCACGACGGCCACCACAACAUCGACGGCGACCGAGGUUGCCACGGCCACGGCGACCUUCUACGCGGCCUGCGGCGACGAUAACAUCAUCGGACCCAAGGGCCCCAACGGCGGGUACCUGGGUGACGUGUACCGUUCCGGCUCGGGCAGUUAUGUGUCGGCGUCGGCCAGCUCAAACUAUGAGUGCUGCGUCAAGUGCCUCACCUCGUCCACAUGCCAGUACUCGGUCUUCUACCAGGGCUCUUCUUGCCUCAUGGCCCAGGGCACUCAGUGCAGCGCCACGUUCCAAGCGGGCACCGUGUACGAGACCAAUGCCCAGAACCAGUACAACCCUCUGUACCUGUCAAACGGCUACUGUGGACAGGUGAUUGAUGGUGGGAUCGACGACUCGCUGGGUAGUUAA
Messenger RNA from Pestalotiopsis fici W106-1, 1173 nucleotides. RefSeq lists its product as uncharacterized. NCBI's taxonomy places the organism in Eukaryota, Fungi, Ascomycota, Sordariomycetes, Amphisphaeriales, Sporocadaceae. The record is from RefSeq and is a predicted model, not a curated record. The transcript has 3 exons. Bases 1 to 1173 code for a protein of 390 amino acids.